Molecule: messenger RNA, 2787 nt
Organism: Metarhizium album ARSEF 1941
Lineage: Eukaryota; Fungi; Ascomycota; Sordariomycetes; Hypocreales; Clavicipitaceae
Product: amino acid permease
Exons: 12
Coding region: 1-2787 (928 amino acids)
Biological process (GO): amino acid transmembrane transport
Cellular component (GO): membrane
Molecular function (GO): amino acid transmembrane transporter activity
Source: RefSeq, a predicted model, not a curated record
AUGAGCAAGGUGCCAGUUCACGAGAUAGCUGGCCAUGAAGCCACGACGACCGGGGCUGUCGCACACGGCCAAGUGCCGCAAGACCAGCUCAACCGGGCGCUUUCCGCCCGUCAAGUUCAGAUGAUUGCCUUUAGUGGUAUAAUAGGAACCGGCCUGUUCUUGGGCACCGGGAAAGCUCUCGCCACGGGUGGUCCUGGGGCUCUUUUGGUGUGCUAUACGCUGGUUGGCGCCAUCGUAUUCCUCACCAUGAUGAGUCUGGGGGAGAUGUCUGCAUACAUACCAGUGUCCGGCAGCUUCUGCACCUUUUCUAGCCGCUUCAUUGACGAUGCAUUUGGCUUCACCAUGACUUGGAUUACCUGGUUCAACACCGCUGUUUCCACGGCUGCGGAUAUGGUCGCGCUCCAAAUUGUUCUCCGCUACUGGACCGGAGUGUUCCCGGGCUGGGCUCUUAGCCUGAUAGUUCUGAUACUAUUGAUAGCAGCAAACAUCAUUACUGUGAGAGCGUACGGCGAGGUCGAAUACUGGCUCAGCCUGCUCAAAGUGGUCGCUAUCGUGGCUUUCAUUAUUGUUGGCGUCGUCGUAAAUGCGGGAGGCAAUACGUCUCACCACUAUGUUGGUGGUGAAAACUGGUAUAUUCCUGGAGCGCCAUUUGCCAACGGAAUCGGCGGCUUCACGUCGGUUUUCGUGUCUGCGUCCUAUGCUUAUAGCGGUACCGAAUCUAUUGCCAUGACCGCGGGUGAGGCAAAGGACCCUACUAAGAAUCUGCCUCGAGCCAUCAAAAACGUCUUUUGGCGUAUUCUUGUAUUUUACUUUACUUCCGUCCUGCUUAUUGGUCUCAACAUCCCCUACACCUCGCCCGAUCUUGCAAAAGGCAAUGCGAUAAACACCUCGCCGUUCAUCAUGGUCCUCGAGAUGACUGGUGCACGUGCGUCUGCAAGCCUCAUCAAUGCUGUGAUAUUGACUAGUGCGGUUUCCGCGGGAAACCAUUCCAUUUACGUUGGCGGCAGGCUACUGUACACGCUUGCCGUACAGCGUCAGGCUCCUGGAGUAUUCGGAAAGCUCAGUGUUAGAAAGGUACCAUGGGUAGGUGUCUUGACUACAGCUUUAGCAUCCGGCCUUUGCUUUGGUUCGAGCCAUCUUGGAGCCGGCCAGCUCUGGGUCUGGCUUCAAAAUCUUAUCGGUGUUUCGAGCCAAGUAAACUGGGCCGCGAUUGGAAUUACAUCUAUUCGCUUCCGAUCUGCGUUGAAGCUGCAGAAUAAAACUCACCUGUUGCCGUUCCGAAACUGGACCUACCCGGCCGGCCCGUGGCUUUGUGUCAUACUCAACGCAUUCAUCAUACUGAUUCAGGGAUGGAGCUGUUUCAGUCCCAGAUUUAAUGGUAUCAGUUUCGUUAGUUUUUAUAUCCAGCUGCCCGUCAUGGCCGUGCUCUUUGUUGGCUGGAAGGUAUGGAAGCGGACGGCGUGGGUGGCAUUGAUAGACAUGGACCUCGACACCGAUGCCCACAAAGCUGUUCGGCAUAGAUCCAACAAUCAAGAAAUGAGUUUUCCCUGUGCCGAUACAGAGCCUGAAGCCGCCGUGCUAGAUACCAAUGGUGAUCGAAAGCGGGAGGUUACGGAUCGCAGCGAUGCCGGUCGAGCGGCUACAGAAGACGAAGUCAAGACCCUGCGUCACGUAACAGACAAGAUUCCGUUGCGGGUUUGGCUCGUAGCACUCAUCGCCGCAGCUGAGCGCUUCACAUACUGGUCAACACAAGUAACAUGGCAGAACUACAUUCAAAACGGCGCCGAUGAUGAGAUUCCGGGCAUCCUCGGCCUCGGUCAGUCCAAAGCGGUAGCUAUAAAUAAUGCCUUUAAUGUCGUCGUGUACCUGCUCCCCAUAUUCAUCGGGCCCAUUGCCGAUAGCCUGAUCGGGCGCUUCGCAGCUCUCCAGAUAUGCACAGUAGUGUAUCUGGUUGGCAUGGGUCUUCUGCUGGCUUUCUCUACGCCGACUGCCGUGGCCGCUGGAAUCGCUCUCCCGGGUUUCAUCGUGGCUCUUUGCUUGAUCGCAGUUGGUGUCGGCGGCGUGCAGGCAGUGACGGCUCCCUUGAUUGCUGACCAAUACGACGAAACCGUCCCCAAGAUAGCUUAUGGAAAAGACGGAGAGCGUGUCGUUGUCGAUCGCGACAUGACCAUCCACUACAUCUAUAGCAUCUAUUGGUGGAUGGCCAACGCAGCGUCACUUGGCCAGAUUCCCACUACUCUGAUGGAAAAGCAUGUCAGUUUCUGGAGCGCCUACACUCUAACGACUGGUGUCUUGUUAGCCUCGUGCUCUCUCCUCUGGGUUGGAAAGAAGCGCUUCGUCCUCCACGCUCCUUCGGGAACUGACUUGCCCAUGGCGGCGCGGGUUCUCUGGAUUGCUGCCACGUCAGGAUUUAGCUUACAAGCGGCAUUGCCCGAGACACAACUCGAGCGCGGCAACCAGGUCGGUUGGGACGAUGAUUUCGUUAGGGAUAUUCGUCAGGGUCUGAUGGCCAUUAAAGUCUGUUUGGUCUGGCCCAUACUCCGACUUUGCAUCGGAUUUAUCAGCUCCAAUGGCAUUGCCCAAGCUGGACAGAUGCAGACGGUCGGUAUACCGAACGACCUUUUCAAUGCGGCUAAUUCCAUCGCUCUUGUCAUCUUCGGCAUUAUGGUAGAAAACGGGCUCUACCCCUUCCUAGAGAAGCGCAAGAUUGUUUUUGGGGAGAUGAAACGCAUCACCCUGGGCCUGUUUGUCAUGGCGCUGUCCAUGGCUAUUUUGGAUCUGUUUUAG